ACUACCUCACUCACACGGCACCGACACGGCCGGGAAACACCGGGGCUGUGUCGUGUGUGUUUGUGACAGAUGAAGAGAGGCCGGCCUUUGAGAAACUGUACGGCAGCAUAAGGGACAACACUCGAAAUGUCAGCGGCCCGCACCCCAUCUACUGCCCCAAGAUCCUCGAGUUCACGACCCUGCUUCCGUAUAAUGGCACGGGCAAUGUAGACAUCAUGGCGCGGUUCUUUUCCGAAGUUCCCCUGGCCGAGGAGGGUAAACACUUCUACACGUGGCCGUAUCCCUAGCGAACCAAUUGGAUCACGCAGGAUUCGGCGUGGCCUUUCCUCUUCGCCGCAGCCUGCCCGCGAACCACUCUAUUGAUCCAGCAGCGCCCACGGUGUAUGGGACGCUGGGCGCCUCUGUGGAUGUGACAUCCAUUGCAAAGAAGGUCCUAGAGGAGCUCUAUGUACCCGACCUGUCGAAAUCCUUUGAGCUCUACGACGUUACGGACCCUUCUUCCCCCUUCGCCAUCGUCUCACCAGUCCCGCCGCACGCCUAUUUCCUCCCCAACGACUCUCUCCCUCACAUGCGACCCUCGCAUGCCCCUGAAACCCGCCCCUGGGAGACCCGGGCGGUGGUGCGUUUGGAUGAGCUGGGGGCG
Messenger RNA from Closterium sp. NIES-67, 643 nucleotides. The record is from the annotation of a GenBank genome assembly. NCBI's taxonomy places the organism in Eukaryota, Viridiplantae, Streptophyta, Zygnematophyceae, Desmidiales, Closteriaceae.